AUGCCAGGACGGAUGUGUUGUUCGCGGGGGAUGGGACUAUUGAUCUGGCGAUUGAGCGCGGCAGGGCUUUUCUACUUUCCUAGAGGCUGGGGCUACUACGGUAUUUGUGUGGGGUGGACCGAGCGGGAGAGGUGUUUCGGGCGAGGAGAUCAGGAGAUUGGUGGAUGCACUUGGAGGUAUGGUGAACAUGGAUACCUAGGAGUCCAGGAGAUUCGGGCAUUGGGUGUCGCGCGCGUUAGUGUUGGGCCGGAGCUGUGGCGAACUGCUAUGAAAGCGUUCAAUGAUCAGGCAGAGCAAGUGUUGGCAUUGUGA
Penicillium paradoxum is the source of this 312-nucleotide messenger RNA. Its product is annotated as Pyruvate/Phosphoenolpyruvate kinase. NCBI's taxonomy places the organism in Eukaryota, Fungi, Ascomycota, Eurotiomycetes, Eurotiales, Aspergillaceae. The transcript is spliced from 2 exons. Bases 1 to 312 code for a protein of 103 amino acids. The record is from RefSeq and is a predicted model, not a curated record.